AUGUCAGGUGUGCUGCCAGUGCCACUGUCCUCUGUGUACCAGAGCCUCGCCGCUGAUUGCGAGGACGCCAUCAACACGCAAAUCAACCUAGAGCUCUGCACCGCCUACGUGUACCUGUCCAUGAGCUACUACUUCGACAGGGAGGACGUGGGCCUGAAGCGCUUCUCCCGCUACUUCCGGGAGCUGUUCCGAGAGCUGUUCGAGCAAGCCGAGAAGCUGAUGCAGCUGCAGAACCAGCGGGGCGCUCAGCUGUGCUUCUACGACGUCCAGAAGCCCCACAAAGACGGCUGGGAGGACGGCCUGAACGCCAUGGACUUUGCCUUGAUUCUGCUCAAGCUCAUCAAUGACGGCCUGCACGAUCUGUACAAGCUGGCCACCGAUAUGCAGGACGGCAGCCUGUGCUCCUACCUGGAGAAUCACGUCCUGCCUCAGCAAGACCAGUGUCUCAAGGAGCUGGCGGAUCAUGUCUCCACCCUGCGUAACAUGGUUGCUCCGGAAGAGUACCUCUUUGGCAACAAGACCGGUCUUGAUGGCGAUGGCGACAAAAAGGACUGA
This is a messenger RNA of Sorex araneus (European shrew), 555 nucleotides long. Its product is annotated as ferritin heavy chain-like. NCBI's taxonomy places the organism in Eukaryota, Metazoa, Chordata, Mammalia, Eulipotyphla, Soricidae. Gene Ontology annotation, biological process: iron ion transport; intracellular iron ion homeostasis. Gene Ontology annotation, cellular component: cytoplasm. The transcript has a single exon. Bases 1 to 555 code for a protein of 184 amino acids. The record is from RefSeq and is a predicted model, not a curated record. Gene Ontology annotation, molecular function: ferrous iron binding; ferric iron binding.